AGGAGCUGUUGACACAGAUCAGGAAAGCUCACAUUUUUCUCCUAGCACUGAGAAAGUAUGUACUUCACAGUCAACAAGUAUUGUACAUAAUAAGAAAGAUAUUUCACCAGGGCUUGCAUUAAAAGGAAGCACACUUGUACUUCCUGACAUGGUGACAUCAGACACUUCUGUUCAUGAUCCAGAAUCCACUACAGAAGCGGAUACUUCCGUUAAGGCAAUUUCUACUGCUUCACACAACCAAAAUAUUGAUAUAUGCUUUUCUUCAGGUAAAGAAAGUAAAGAGAAGGAGAACAUUUUGCAUACUGACACACCAUUAACCUCCUCUUUGUCAACCCCCCAAAAACACAAAGACCCUCCAGAGAAUGUUUUUAAUUUUACUUCUGCAAUUAAUAAUACUAAUAGUCUGCAAAUCAGAGACUCCAAAAAUUGCCAGCAAUUUAUUAAAGUAAAAGGGAGUAACAAUCAGAAUAUUUUACCACCCCAGUUAGAUAAAAAUAGUUCCCAUGAAGGAAAAAGUCAUAGAGAGUCUUCAGUCAAUAAUAUCCCAAUAACCUCUGCUGAAAGUAAAUCUAGGCAUGAUGCAGGAGCCAAAGAGAGAUCAGAUUUUCAACACCAAAGCAUUUCCCUAUAUAACAAUAAAUGUACUGGAUUUCUGUUAGGAGCUGAAAGUUCCAGAAAUAGCACAGAUGAAGAAUUAAUUUCUGAUAGAAAAAUGCUUCCAAAUUCACAGAACAAACCAUUUCAGCUAGGCACAGUUUCUGCAGCUAAACCUAUACUUCAACCAGCCAAAAUAGGUAUCCCAGACUCACAUGAUCUAGUGAGCCACAAAACUAAACAAGAGCAAAUAUCCCUGAACACUCAGAUGGACAAAGAUUGCACUAGUUUGCAGAAAGCUGUGAUGUACAGUGAAGAUAGACAGAAUGUUGAGUCUAAAGAUAAACUCUCCAGUGUCACACAGGAUCUGCAACUGCUGCAGAGUGCAGUGAGUGAAAAUAAGCUUAUGUCUGGUGGCACUAGAGAGAAAGUCAGUGAUAUAGAAAAAAGGAAAAACAGGCCCUCCGUUAAAAAUGAAGUGGCAGCCAUUUACAAAACAAGACGAAAAUUUUCUAGUAAAAAUGUAAAUCCAAAACCACACAUAAGUAAUAUAUUUUUACAGAAUGAUGGAGGUACCACUUCUUUAGAGAUUAACAUGACCCACAGCACAUUGCAUUCCCCUGCUUCUACCCAGCCAUUUCUCCAACCUGGAAAUGAAGACGAGAAUCAAAAUCUGACCCCUGGUGUUUGUGACAGCCCUGUUCACAAAAUAUCUGAGAAGAAUAAGAGAUCACAAACUAAUGAUGACUCUCCAUUGUUAAUUAAAAACAAGAAUCAAGGGCCUUUUGCAAAUUCAUACAACCAGAGAAGAGAACUCAACAAUCCCAAACAAAAUGACAAUGAAGUAGAAAGCAUGCUGAGCCCCACAACCCUAUUUCCAAAGGAAAUAGCUGCAAGAAGUAAGAAUUCCCAAACACUUGGCCCGGGGUUGGAAAACAGAAAUCAAACCAUCUUUUCCAGAGCUACUGAAGCAGAUUCAUCAGGAAAUCAAAAGAGAACAAGUACUGGUAGUUCCCAUGAUCCACUACUGUUGCCAUUUUUAACUGACAAAAACUCAAACACGUUUAUAAAAAAUUUGCAGGCAAAUGUCUGUUCACAGAAACAAGCCCUUUCCUCAGAUGAGUGUGAUCAUGAUCAAAACCUCCAUCGGUCAAAGAGUUUAAAAAAUGCAAACCUGCACAGGAAUCAGUCACGCAUGAGUCGUGCAAAGAAUCAACGUGAACGUCACUUUUCUGAAAGCACCUAUACUCAAGAUUCCCAUGACAACCCUGGCUUUGGAAGUAACUGUCUACCUAAAGAGAGCAGGUACAAUAGAAAGUUUAAAUCUUAUUCUGAGCUGUGCUCUUAUGAUGAAAAUGAAAACUGGGCUUCAUAUGAUGAGAGGACCACCACCUAUGGCACUAGACGUGUGAUGUAUCCUUCUAUUGAGUUUGGUAUAUUUGGAAAAGAACAACAACUGGCGUUCCUGGAAAAUAUCAAGAGAUCACUCACAGAAGGGAGAUUAUGGAGACCAAGUCUUCUUAAAAACCCUGGCUUUCUGAGAAAUGAAGAGAGUGAUUCUUUAAAAAGGGCUGAGCUCUUGAACUCGAGUUCUGCUAGGAGCAAAAUUUCAGUAGAUGCUUCAUCCCCAAGAGACUCAGUUGACAUCUAUCGAGAAAAACCAAUGGUUUAUUCAGACUCAGACACUGAUACCACCACGGAUGAUGAAUACUAUCUUUGUGAGACUGAUAAAGAAUCAGAACUGUGAGAUCCCGUAAUACAAGAUUGAGAGAGAGCUCUCAUCUGAAAGGUGUUUUGGUGGUUCCUGGAUGAGCAUAAACAUGUAACACAUUUUGGGCCAGAUCCUGUGCUGGUGUAAAUCAGUGUUGGUCCAUUUACUUUAAUGAAGUUAUGUUGACUUAUACAAGCUCAAUUUGGCCAUUUUAUAUUUUAAAAGUAUUUAAACCUGUCAUUUUCUUUUGCAAGCAAAAGAUAAAUUCUCACAAUUUUUUAUAAAUAUUUUAUUAAGAAAAGGAAGAUGAAUGUGGAGCUUUUUAUUGUGUAAUGAUAUGGAAGUAUCUCCAUUGACUUCAGUAGGAGUUGGAUUGAGCUUUUAUAUGCUAAGUGGCCAGGGAUUUUUUUCCUGUAUAGCUUUGCGGAUAGUAAUCUCACACACACAGGCUAGGACUAUAACAAUGUUUAAAAGGGAACUGGAUAAAUUCAU
Messenger RNA from Mauremys mutica (yellowpond turtle), 2797 nucleotides. It is a transcript of the gene EXPH5, whose product is annotated as exophilin 5. Bases 149 to 2341 code for a protein of 730 amino acids. Gene Ontology annotation, cellular component: endosome. Gene Ontology annotation, biological process: positive regulation of exocytosis; positive regulation of protein secretion; multivesicular body sorting pathway. Lineage: Eukaryota; Metazoa; Chordata; Testudines; Geoemydidae. The record is from RefSeq and is a predicted model, not a curated record. The transcript has a single exon.